Torulaspora delbrueckii is the source of this 1086-nucleotide messenger RNA. It is a transcript of the gene CDC43, whose product is annotated as protein geranylgeranyltransferase type I subunit CDC43. Lineage: Eukaryota; Fungi; Ascomycota; Saccharomycetes; Saccharomycetales; Saccharomycetaceae. Gene Ontology annotation, cellular component: CAAX-protein geranylgeranyltransferase complex. Gene Ontology annotation, biological process: protein geranylgeranylation. Bases 1 to 1086 code for a protein of 361 amino acids. The transcript has a single exon. The record is from RefSeq and is a predicted model, not a curated record. Gene Ontology annotation, molecular function: CAAX-protein geranylgeranyltransferase activity.
AUGAUCUCUCAACUGGACAAUAGAAAACAUGUUAAAUUUUUGAAGAGACACUUGGAGCUGCUGCCAUCCAGUCAUCAGGAACAUGAUCCAAAUAAGAUGGCCAUAAUAUUUUAUUCAAUAAUGGGACUUGCCGCUCUCAAAAUUGAUGUCUGUAAGGAAUACAAGGCUAAUUUGCAUUGGUUACAUAAGCAUUACAGGACAAUACGAUCGCCUGAUAGUCAAGAGACAAUUUCCGGAUUUACAGGUAGUUUCUCGAUGCUGAUCUCUUCUGUGAAUUGCUUGAGUUUACCAAAUACAUUGUUUGCAAUAUUAACUUGCAGAACUUUAAAAGAUGAAGAGUUUUUCCAUGAGAUCAUUGAUCCAAAGGGUGUCGCUAGCUUUGUGGGAAGAUGUCAAGAUCCCGAGGUCGGAUCUUUUACCUCGACUCUUGAUUAUAAACGUUUAAUUCCUUCCCCAGUUGACACCGGGGAUCUCAGAUUCUGUUAUAUCGCCGUUGCUAUUCUACAGCUAAUUGGUUUUACUAAUGAAGGUGAAUUAAAAGAGUUUAUUGACGUUGAGAAACUCAUUCAAUACAUCCUUGCACAACAAUGUGCUGAUGGUGGGUUUGGAUCGUAUGGUGAACCACACGCAGGCUACACAUCUUGCGCGCUAUCAGCUUUAUCCUUGCUGGGCAAGCUUGAUAGACUGAGCGACUGUUUCAAGGAACGGACGAUUUCAUGGUUGGUGAGUCGACAGGUAUCCAAUCAGGGUUGCAUGCGUUUCCAAGAGGGCAACGAUUGUUUUGAUUCUGAGGAUCAUGGUGGUUUCCAAGGAAGAGAAAACAAAUUUGCGGACACCUGUUACGUGUUUUGGUGUCUCAAUUCACUUCGAUUACUGACACCAGAUGGUUGCGAGCUUCCCAUCCAACCAGAUCUAGCAGAAGAUUUCUUAAUCAACAGAACACAGAAUAAUGUUAUCGGUGGCUUCAGUAAAAAUGAUCAGGAUGAUCCGGACCUCUAUCACACAUGCCUGGGGAUCGCCGCAUUGGCCAUGCUGGACGGUUCUUUCGAUGGGGUCCUUUUCAUACCGAAAGGAAUUACAGUAUAA